Molecule: messenger RNA, 1302 nt
Organism: Penicillium cataractarum
Lineage: Eukaryota; Fungi; Ascomycota; Eurotiomycetes; Eurotiales; Aspergillaceae
Exons: 3
Coding region: 1-1302 (433 amino acids)
Source: RefSeq, a predicted model, not a curated record
AUGGUGGUGUUUGUCGACCUAGAUCGCGAUGACUCCUUCUCUGAGCAUCAUCAUCACGGAUCCGCGCUCUCUUUGGAGAAGCCCUUCCCGCCCAAACUGACGGUCGCACCCAUUGCAACCACCGAGUCCUGCGAACUCUUACCCUCGCCUACCUCGUCCGAUGAAGACCGCGAUACAGACUCGGCAGAUCCCCUGGCCAACAAAGCGCCCGAGGUCGACAAUCCGAACCGGAAUGCCUUCUCGGCUGCCUUGAGCUGUUACCCCAUCGUCAAGGAAAUCGCUCGCGCCGUCGAUUUAAAUACCCUCCACGCUUUAUCUCGAACAUGUCGCCAGUUCCAUGUCAACCUCGCGCAGUUCCGGCACCAGCUCGUCCGGGAGACACUGCGUUGUGAAAAUGAGUAUAUCGAGACCGUCGCAGAUAUGCUGGACGGCAAUGCCAUCAUUCCGAAUAGCGUCAAAUCAGUACUGCAGCUGCUGAGCCAGAGCAGUGGGGGGCCAGGCCGUAUGUCGCGUGGGAAAGUGGGCAGAUGCGCACGCGACAUGGUCGGCGAGUGUCGACGCUGCAGCAAGGUCGUAUGCAGGAAUUGCACGAUUAAACCCCCCUCCCAAACCGCUAUGAACGGUCGCAUUCGUCGGCUUUGCCAACCCUGCCGCAAAGCACCGCUCUCCUACCACCUCUCCCAGACGGCCCCCGACAUGGGCAUCUCCGAUAUUGACAACCAAGCCACCGUGGCAGGAGAAGUUGCACGCAGCACCGGAAUAUGCAAUUGCAACGACGCUCUUUGGCUGUGCCAACAAUGCGGACAGACCCUGCGCAGCAACGACACCACAUACCGCCGUGUUUGGGCCUGGCGCACCCGAUACAGCACAUACCUCGGUGGUGGACUCGGCACCGGCAUUGGCGAGGGUAGCCAGGGCGUGAAAUGCGGUCGUGGCGAAGCCUGUCUCGCCGCGAAAGAAAUCGAGCUAGAGGUCGACUGCGAAGUCGACGAAGGGUCGAGUGAUACCAGUAGUCCCGGCCACAGCCCUCCUAGUCACCCAUCGCAUCAUCACGAGCUGGUCUCGACGGAUAGUCAUGAUGACGAGGAACCGGGGUACUUCCGCCAGGAAGUCAUUGGGUUGGGUGGACUGAUGAAGCAUAAGGCUAAGAAGAGGGUUAUGGUGGGUGCUUGUGUGGUGGAGUAUGAGCAUGAGCGGGAGUCGGGGAGUUAUCUUAGGCGUGAAGAGAAACGCUUGCAUCGGGCGUGGUGUGGAUGGUGUUCGAGAGUGAUUCCGGCGUAUAAUGAGGUUGAGCUUGGGUAA